Phragmites australis (common reed) is the source of this 1204-nucleotide messenger RNA. RefSeq names its product probable pectinesterase 67. The record is from RefSeq and is a predicted model, not a curated record. Lineage: Eukaryota; Viridiplantae; Streptophyta; Magnoliopsida; Poales; Poaceae. The transcript is spliced from 4 exons. Gene Ontology annotation, molecular function: pectinesterase activity. The coding region runs from base 4 to 1041 and encodes 345 amino acids. Gene Ontology annotation, biological process: cell wall modification.
CUGAUGGCCCGCCCGUGCCUCCUCCCCUUCCUGCUCGCCGCCGCGGCGGUGCUCUCGUGGGCGCCCGGCGGCGCGCUCGCCAAGUCGAAGUUGGCCAAGAAGAGCGACGACAUCGUCAACGGGCCCCUCCUCACCGAAAAGAUCAAGGCGAAGCGUACGCUGAUUGUCGGCCCGGACGAGGAGUUCAAGACCGUGCAGUCCGCCAUCGACGCCGUGCCUGCCGGCAACUCCGAGUGGGUCAUCGUCCACCUCCGCUCCGGCGUCUACAGUGGGAAAGUCGUUAUCCCGGAGAACAAGCCGUUCAUCUUCGUGAGGGGCAAUGGCAAGGGCCGGACCUCCAUCUCCCACGAGUCCGCCUCCCCCGACAAUGCCGAGUCCGCCGCGUUCACCGUGAACGCGGACAACGUCAUCGUCUUCGGCAUCACAUUCAGGAACAGCGCCCGCGCCGGGCUGAUCGCCAACUCGGAGAUCCGCACGGUGGCGGCCAUGGUAGCCGGCGACAAGGUGGCCUUCUACCACUGCGCGUUCUACAGCCCCCACGACACCCUCUUCGACAGCGCCGGCCGCCACUACUACGAGAGCUGCUACAUCCAGGGCAACAUCGAUUUCAUCUUCGGCGGCGGCCAGUCCAUGUUCCAGUGCCCGGAGAUCUUCGUGAAGCCCGACCGGCGGACGGAAAUCCUGGGGUCCAUCACCGCGCAGAACCGCAAGGAGGAGGACAGCGGCGGCUUCGUGUUCCUCAAGGGCAAGGUGUACGGCGUCGGGGAGGUGUACCUGGGCCGCGUCACCGACCCCCUCUCGCGCGUCAUCUUCUCCGACACCUACCUCUCCAAGACCAUCAACCCCGCCGGGUGGACCAGCUACGGCUACGCCGGCAGCACCGGGAACGUGAUGCUCGCGGAGUUCAACUGCACGGGGCCGGGCGCCGACGCGUCGAAGCGCGCGCCGUGGUCGCGGCGGCUCACCAAGGACGAGGCGUCCAAGUACCUCACCGUCGACUUCAUCAACGGCAAGGAGUGGCUGCCGGCGUACUACUACUGAUGGGACGGACUGAACAUGUACAUGUAUUGGAAACUUGUGGUAAUCUUCUUCCAUGCUACUCUGUGAAAGAUUACAGAUUACACGGUUCCUAUCUUUGGCUAUCCUAACUAUGGCAACAACCUGAGGCUCACCAUAUACUUUACAAGUAUAACAGAUUUGUCUA